This is a messenger RNA of Ceraceosorus guamensis, 1755 nucleotides long. RefSeq names its product SET domain-containing protein. NCBI's taxonomy places the organism in Eukaryota, Fungi, Basidiomycota, Exobasidiomycetes, Ceraceosorales, Ceraceosoraceae. Gene Ontology annotation, biological process: peptidyl-lysine monomethylation. Gene Ontology annotation, cellular component: nucleus. Bases 1 to 1755 code for a protein of 584 amino acids. The transcript is spliced from 9 exons. The record is from RefSeq and is a predicted model, not a curated record. Gene Ontology annotation, molecular function: protein binding; protein-lysine N-methyltransferase activity.
AUGGCGAGCAACACACAACACGAGCCUACCCCGGUGGAGCAGUCCUUCCUGAAUUGGUUCGAGUCCACAGGCGGAUAUUUGUCUCCCGAUGUUUCCCUGCACGACUUUACGCUGCAGGGCAUGGGCAGGGGCAUGAAGAGCAACAAGAGGUUGGAAAGGGAUGCAUUGCUGUUCAGUAUUCCCAGGUACAUGUUGCUGGGUACCCGAACUUCGACUCUUCCUUCACGAGCUAUAGCAGCGGACGAAAAGGCGGCCAGUCUGGAAGCGCAGACCAAUCCUCAUCUCUUCACCUGGCAAUCGCUUUCCGGCGGCUGGACACAACUGCUGCUCGUCAUGCUAUGGGAGCAUUUCAGAUCCACUGCAGAGGGAGGUGCAGCUUUGAAUGACUCACUUGCGCCUAGAGGGAGCAUGGACGAUGAGCAGGAUAAUGCGGGCGGUAGCGUCGGGCCUUCUUGGGGACCUUACUUUGACAUUUUGCCACGAAACUUUGAUACGCCCAUGUUCUGGGAUCGGCAAGAGCUGCAAGACCUCGAGGGCACGACUGUUCGGGAGAAGAUCGGCUUGGCGGAAGCUCAGCUGGCGUACAGAACGCAACUUCUGCCCUACAUUCACGCGCAUCCCGAUCUCUUUGUCGGAUCCAAAGCAAGCGCAAACGCUAGACAAGUGGAGUCGCUGAUUUCGACGUACUACAGUGAAGAGUUGUUCCAUCGGAUGGGCUCUGCGGUGCUAUCGAGAUCUUUCCAUGUCAACUUGCCGGGUCAAGGUGGGCUCGAAGAGGUCGGCGAGGCAGAAGAUGGGAUGGAAGUGGAGGAUGAUGAGGAUGAGGACGAGGAAGAUGGGGAAGGAGAAGGCGAAGAGAAUAUAAAUGACGUAUGCAUGGUGCCCAUGGCAGACAUGCUCAAUGCGCGCUUUGAAUCAGACAAUGCGCGGACGUUUUAUCAUCAAGAUGUUCUUGAGAUGAGGACCACUCAGGUGGUUGAAGCAGGAGAACAGCUGCUGAACACCUAUGGCGAUCCUCCUAACUGCGAUCUGAUCCGAAGGUAUGGAUAUGUCGAUGAACCCAAUGGCGCGGACGUCGCUGAGCUACCUGCGACGACGUUGGUUGAUGCCUUGCUGUCGCUUGAAGGACUCACGUCGACGACUGCCGUACACGAAACAAGACGCGCAGAUUUGCUCUCGCGCCUGGGCUGGACCAUCUCCAUCGGUUUUGACGAGGUGCACGCGUUGGCGUAUUUGUUCCCUCUUUCGCAAGAAGCGCCCUUUGAGCCUACUCCCCUCUCGCCCACCGAGAGGGAGCUGCGAUCAGCAGCAGCUUCCAUUUCUGACGAGCUCUUGGCUCAGGCUAGAGUGUUGAUCAUGUCACCAGAGACGCUAGAGAAGCUGAAGAAGAAGGAUAAGCUACCUAGCUCGAGGAUCGAAGCUAGAGAAUUUGUCGAUGGGCAGAGCAGGGGCGUCGCAGAGAUCAUCGCGAGGGCGAUCGAGCUGCGCCUCGAGGUGUACCCUACUACGCUGCAGGAUAAUCGCGCGACGCUCUAUGCUUCGCUUUCGACGCACAAGAGACUUGCGCCUCUCUCUGCUAGGAGGAGGAAUGCACUGGUGGUCAGAUCCGGAGAGCAGAGCGUAUUGAUGGAUAAUCUGAGAGUGCUGAAAGCCGCUGAUGAAGCUUCUCGCAAGUUGGAAAAGGGACAAGGCGUGACUUCGGAGAAGAGAAAAGAUGCGUCGGAAAGCGCAGGGCACAAGAAGAGCAAGAGGUAG